CCUUCUGGUUCUCUUGCCUCCGCCCCCACUACUGUUCUUUGGAAUGAUUGGCUUCAAUGGUAACAGUCUAAAACCUGCUGAUUGAUAAUUAAUUAAACAGGCUGGGGAGGAAAAUUGUGGGAGGUUGCAGUUGUGUGGGAAAAGAAAGAAAUGAAUACUGCAACAGAAGGUGGUCCAUACCCCCCAAACCACAGAAGGCCCUUCUACUACACACAACCAACAAUUCAACGCCCUCUCCCCAAUCUGUGGUACAUGAAUCAUGCCUACAGCCCGUUUAUCAUUCAAGGCCCAGGCUUUCGUGCUGGGAAUCCUUAUUUUCCACCUUUCGCAUUCCCUUUGCAGGAAUAUCCCAGUUAUGUUUUUUCACAGCCUCAGGUGCCACAAGGGGGCUAUAGAAGACCAUAUUUUAAUCCCCACUUUCCUGCUCCACUGUAUUAUCAUGCAACAAGAUUCCGACAUUAUAGCUGUCCAGCUAAAAAAAUGGAGACAAAAGAAACACAGACUGAUCCAAGGGAAGCGGGAAAAAUGAACCGGUACCAAUCCCCACAUGUGGAUUUAAAUGUUUAUGAUGCAAGAAAUGUAGAGGGAGCUGAAUCUGGGAUUGAAUCUGUAAAUACGAGUGUGUCAGCUAAAGCAGAUGACUCAUUACCAGUAAGUGAACAAAUUCGAGGCCUGGUGGAAGAUAGCCCUCCUAAUUCACCAGAAUACAAGGAAAUGCCUCUUGGAAGUUUUGCUUUUGAGAAGGAAGAAGUCAGGAUACAGUAUGCAAAUGGUACACCUACAAUACAGCUCUGGAAUUCUUACGAAGAAACAAUACCAAUCUAUGAUGCUUCAAGUAGUAAACCAGAUAACCUGGUUCAGAAGGUCCACUCCUGUGAAGGAGUUGUACUUGGUCCUCAUUAUGAGAAAGAAGAAAGUGUUUUACAUAACUCAUGUUCUGAAGUACACAAAGAUGAGCAAGAAACAUUUGUUCCUUCAGAUGUAUGUCUAGAAAGAGACAGUCAAGUGCUUCUUGGAACAGAGAAAGGGAUGCAGCAGCUGGCAAAUCAAAAUAUGAAACCAAAGGCAGAUAGGGACGAGGAAGUAAAGGUAAAGCUGGAUGCAAGAAAAGAGAACAAAGAUAUGAAACAUGUGGAUUCAAGUGAGGCUCGGACUGUAAGACAAGACCAUAAAUCAAUCUGCAAAGUAUCCAUAAGCUCCAAGAUAACUCCGCAAGAUGCCGACACUAGCAAUGAAGAAAAAUGUGCACCUAGCACUGAGGAAAUGGAUACGAGUCCACAUGACAAAAGCCCAAACACUAAUGACAGUUUGCUACAAGAGAAUAACAGUAAUUUAUGGACAGAUUCCUUUGAAACCUACAUGCCUUCUGAAAGUUGGCUUGCUUGUUUUGAUAAUAUGGACACAGAUUACAAUUAUGAAAUGUAUCUUCAAAAACGGAAUCAAAAACAUCAAAGUAUCCUCAGUUUUACUUCAGAUGAAAUGUCUUCCAGAGAUGAGGGAUCCUCAAUGGAUAGUUCUUCAGUAAGACCAACAGUAGCAUAUUUUGUACCUAGCUUUAUGUUAAAAAAGCACAAAAGCUCACUUGGAAGUAAUGAUGUGUUAAACUGUUUGGAAAAAGAUAGGGUUAAAAGUAGUGGAGCCAUUAACAAAGAUGAAGGUAUAGUACCAAGAAAGCUAACCAGUGCUGCAGGCAGCUGCUCUCAUGUUAGCUGGAAUUUUAAAAAUCCUCAUGCAGAUUUUAAGCUUUGUAAUGAAAACUGGAAACAGACUAGCUCCUCUCUAGCAUUUCAUGGAAAACAGAAAUGUUACACAAAGAAAACAAAAGGAUCUUCUUUGUCUGAUUCAGAGCAGUACCAUAUAGAAGAGGAAGAUGGAGAUGAAGAAAAUGGACAUGAGUAUGAAGAAGAAGAUGAUGAUGAUGAUGACGAUUUUGAUGAUGAAGAAUAUUCUUGUGAAGAAACUGUUGCAUUGUCAAAGUCAGUCCCCACUGCAAGUUGCUAUUUAAAGCAUCCUUACCAAAAACUGAUUAUUUGUCGACAGCCACAUGGUUCAAUACACUUGCCACAUCAAACAGUUAAGGCAAAACUGCACAGAAAUAAAACUACAACUAUUGAGAGGACAGGCAAUGAUGACUGGCUGGUACAGGAAAAGCAGCAAGCCUUUACUUAUGACAAUUAUAGUGACCCUGAUCAGAACAGGCUGUUAAAAGUGGACAAAAAGCAAAAAGAUGCAAGAGAUGCCAAGAAAGUAAUGCAGAAGUUCUCAGGAGGGAGGAUCCAAAAGGAUACAGCUGAGGUGGUGGGCGAUGAAAACUGGACUAAAUAUGGAGCAAAGCCAAAGCUGUCUGAGCCACCAAGAAAUGUUGAUCCUGCACCCAAAAUCAAAGACUCUGCUAGACCACCUAAAUCCAGCAGAGGGUUUUCCCAACCAUCUUCAAAAUUCAGACCCACAAGAAGCGACUGCGAACGAUCUGAAAUACAGGAAGAUCCAAAGUUUAAUGCUAAACGAGAGCAAAGCAAAAGAAGAGGCGCAAACAAAAGAAGAUAAUCGACCAAUAUUUUUUUACAACAUAAAUUAUUGUAUAAAUUUGGUGAUUUCACUUGAAUAUUCUUUUUUGUUCAAACUGAUUGUGUUGUAUAUUCAGAAAGCACCCCUAAUAUUAAGACCUGCACUGGUAUUGCUGUCAGCCUUUCUUCUGCACGGGGAAAUUUGAAGAAAAAAAAAAUGAAACCAAUGUCACGAGGGAUUAUAUUAAGAAUAUGUGAAGAUAAUGGGUCUAAUAUGUGCACUUAUCCUUAAAGCACUUAAAUUAUUGUACAUUACACAACCACUGCAUGGAGAUAAAAUAAAAUAAAAAUACUUUCACUGUGAAUAUAGUCGGCAUUUUAAUUGUAAUAAGAUAAAACCUUUUGAAUGUUG
Molecule: messenger RNA, 2919 nt
Organism: Protopterus annectens (West African lungfish)
Lineage: Eukaryota; Metazoa; Chordata; Ceratodontiformes; Protopteridae
Exons: 6
Coding region: 151-2547 (798 amino acids)
Source: RefSeq, a predicted model, not a curated record